This is a messenger RNA of Pararge aegeria (speckled wood butterfly), 650 nucleotides long. RefSeq lists its product as uncharacterized. Bases 77 to 628 code for a protein of 183 amino acids. The transcript is spliced from 4 exons. NCBI's taxonomy places the organism in Eukaryota, Metazoa, Arthropoda, Insecta, Lepidoptera, Nymphalidae. The record is from RefSeq and is a predicted model, not a curated record.
UAGAUUCCAUUAAAAUUAAACUUCAUUAGUUAUGACUUGAGCUUGCUUGAAGGAAACGGCAAAAUUGCACAUGUAAAUGUUUAUUAUGAAAAAAGUGAUAAUUUUAAUAUAUCUUUUCGUCGCGUGCUUACGUUCUGAAACAGUGGUCGAUUCGGAUGUUUCUGCGCAGUAUAAAGCGGAGGUGAAGGAGGAAGAAGCUGUUCUCAAUGAUAACGACACUCAAAUAUUGAACGCAACUCUGUUUAAAUCGGUCAAAAAGUAUUAUUGCCGUGAUGAAACUGUAGAUUUGACGGAUGCAGAGCUCCUUGUGUACGGCACCAGGGCUUGGACGUUUCCGCCGCAAGACGUGAAUCUCACGCUAAGCUAUCCAUCGGAAAAUUUCCAGCGAGACGAGACUCAGGAAGAUCAUAUAGAUUAUUUACUGACAGGACUCAAAGUGGUUUUCCACCUCUCAGGAGUUGACAGCAAGGGGUACAUAACUAGUGGAGGGAUGCACCAGGACAACAUAAGCAUGACGUUUGUAUUCCGAAACAUAACCAGUCUGUCUUACCAGUUCUACUUACAUGGAAUCCAGAGAAGCUUGCUCAACAUCACGGAGAACUACACUACGACCGUAAAUUUGUGUUAAAGCUAUAAAUAAAUGGUAGAUA